Messenger RNA from Apaloderma vittatum (bar-tailed trogon), 864 nucleotides. It is a transcript of the gene M6PR, whose product is annotated as mannose-6-phosphate receptor (cation dependent). Lineage: Eukaryota; Metazoa; Chordata; Aves; Trogoniformes; Trogonidae. Gene Ontology annotation, biological process: protein targeting to lysosome. The transcript is spliced from 6 exons. Gene Ontology annotation, molecular function: protein domain specific binding. The record is from RefSeq and is a predicted model, not a curated record. Gene Ontology annotation, cellular component: endosome; trans-Golgi network; Golgi apparatus.
UUGUGUUCUCUGUGGUGUGUGCACAGGAUGUCAUCACCUUGCCGUACCUCUGCUGUGCUGGUGGUCUUUGUGGCCCUUGCUGUCAGUGUAGGGGCUGAACAAUUGAAAGAGAGGAGCUGCGACGUGAUUGGCGAUGAAAGCAGCGAGUCACAAAUGGAAAGAGCCCUGCUGAAGAAACUAGAGCCCCUAAGCCAAAUGAGGUUUAACGUGACUGUGGAGAAAGGCAAAACGGAAAACUACAUCUACCAUUUCAGGGUGUGCAGGGAGGUCGACAGCACCUUGCACAAUUUUGGUGGCCUGGUGCAAACAGAUAGACAGAAUGGAAAGACCACAGUGAUAGGAAGAAUCAAUGAAACCCAGGUCUUCAAUGGAAGUGACUGGAUCAUGCUGAUUUAUAAAGGAGGUGAUUCAUAUGGCAGGCACUGCAGCGGUGAGAAGAGAAGAGCUGUGAUAAUGAUUUCUUGCAAGCGGGGAGUUACAGCGAGCUCAUUCAGCAUUAUUUCGGAAUAGCGGGAAAAGGAGCAGGACUGUUUCUACCUCUUUGAGAUGGACAGCAGUGUGGCUUGUCCAGCUGAGGAUUCCCACCUCAGUGUUGGCUCCAUUCUACUGAUCACGUUCGCUUCACUGAUUGCAGUCUACAUUGUUGGUGGCUUCCUCUAUCAGCGCCUUGUAGUGGGAGCAAAGGGUGUGGAGCAGUUUCCGCACUUUGCCUUCUGGCAAGAUCUGGGCAAUUUGGUAGCGGAUGGCUGCGACUUUGUCUGCCGAUCGAAGCCUCGAAAUGUGCCAGCUGCAUACCGAGGUGUGGGUGAUGACCAGCUCGGGGAGGAGUCAGAAGAACGAGAUGACCACUUGCUACCAAUGUGA